CCUUCAGUGCGGCGGUGGCGCGUGUUUUGGGUCGCCUUGUGUGUAAUUACAGCAGCUGCAAGAGGGCUGAACAGAGUUCUGAGCCCAGCACAACAUUGCAAUAAUAUUGCCCUCGCACUUUGUUGGGGAUUGUAAGCACGCAUUUGGCCUAUUGCCUUGCUGCACUGAAAUAUGGGAGAGACAGAGAAAGCGACGAGUGACACAGCACGUACGGAAUCCAGUAUUCAGAAAAAGGAAAAGGAAAAGGAGAAAAAGAAAAGGUCACGAGUUAACAAGGUGCUUUCUGAGAUUAAAAAGCAGGUUGAAUUUUGGUUUGGUGAUGUGAACCUCCACAAAGAUCGCUUCCUUCAGGAACAGAUUCAAAGAUCCAGAGAUGGAUAUGUUGAUAUAUCUGUGCUGACAGUGUUCAACAAAAUGAAAAAAUUAACCACUGAUGUAAAACUAAUAGCAAGGGCAUUAAAAAAUUCAGAUGUUAUUGAGCUCAAUGUAGAAGGAACAAAAUUAAGGCGGCGCAUGGCAUUAGGAGUCCAACCACAAGAUGUUGACGACCGUACUGUUUAUGUGGAAUUGCUACCCAAAAAUGUCUCUCACAGCUGGAUAGACCGUGUAUUCAGUAAAUGUGGAAACGUAGUCUACAUCAGCAUUCCUCGUUAUAAAACAAGUGGUGACCCAAAAGGAUUUGCAUUUGUGGAAUUUGAAACUAAAUCAGGAGCCCAGAAAGCCAUUGAGUUACUGAAUAAUCCUCCAGAAGAUGCACCACGAAAGCCUGGUGUUUUCCCCAAGACAGUAAAGAACAAACCAGUUCCUGGGCUUAAUUCCAGUGACUGCAAUACCCCAGUACAAUAUCUUAAAACAAUUCUCUAUGUAGAAGAAAAGAAGAAAAAGAAAAAAAAGAAAUCUCGAAAGGCAGAAAGCUCUUGUCAGUCAACUACAGAGGUGAUGGACCAUUCGCACAAAGAACAUACUGAGGCCUCAGAUAAAGUGAAGGGGAGCAGAGUUACGUCUGACUGUUCUGAAACCGAUGUGCCAGAUCUUUACAGGGCUAGGUCAAAAGGUGAAACUCGUAAACGAGAAAAAUUAGAAGAGUCCAGUCGGAGGAAACGAAAGAGAAGUAGUCCUGAAAAACUGGAAGAUGUGUCCUCUGCAAAAGUGAGAAGAGUUGACAGAGAAAAAGAUAAGACUGACAGUGAAAAAGAAAUCAAAGACGUUUCAACAGAAGAUGAGCAUGGUUCAGGUGACAAAAAAGAUGAAUCCAUGUCAAAAAGCAAAAGAAAACGGAAAAAAAAGCACAAAGAUAGACACAAGGUAGAAGAAGAGGUUAUUCCUCUGAGAGUACUGUCCAAGAAAGAGUGGAUGGAUUUAAAGCAGGAGUAUUUAACGCUGCAGAAAUCCAGCAUGUCCAACUUGAAAAAAACUAUGUUAGAAAUCAAACAGAAAAAUGACAGCGAGGCAAUGGAGGUGACUGACAAAAGGAAACAGGAAUGUAAAAACGACAAAGCAAAGGUUAACGAUGGAGGAACCCAUCCCUCUGCGAAGGUUAACACCCUGGGGCCACAGUUUGUGAGUGGAGUCAUUGUGAAGAUCACCAGUACUGAGCCCCUGCUGGGCAGGAAACAGAUCAAGGAUGUUUUGAUGAAGUCAUCUGAAGUUUUGUACGUGGACUUGCUUGAAGGAGAUACUGAGGGACAUGUUCGAUUUAAAACUCCUGCAGAUGCCCAAACUGUAAUGAAAGCACAUCGAGAAAUACAGAGCAAAUACAACUGGAAACUUGAACUUCUCUCAGGUGAUGGUGAGCAGCGUUAUUGGCAGAAGAUUUUGGUGGAUAGGCAAGCAAAAUUAAACCGCCCACGGGACAAAAAGCGGGGCACUGAGAAGUUGAUUGUCAAGGCUGAAAAAAUUAUCGUGGCCAAGACACACAAAGCUGGCAAGCACAUACAUUUCUCUGACGAAGACUAAGAAUGUCAUACCAAAGCAUCUUCUUUCUUUUGAAAGGAUUUUUUCUACUUUGAAAAGUUUUAACAG
Molecule: messenger RNA, 2022 nt
Organism: Pristis pectinata (smalltooth sawfish)
Lineage: Eukaryota; Metazoa; Chordata; Chondrichthyes; Rhinopristiformes; Pristidae
Gene: larp7
Product: La ribonucleoprotein 7, transcriptional regulator
Exons: 13
Coding region: 172-1956 (594 amino acids)
Biological process (GO): RNA processing
Cellular component (GO): nucleus
Molecular function (GO): mRNA binding
Source: RefSeq, a predicted model, not a curated record